Vitis riparia (riverbank grape) is the source of this 1173-nucleotide messenger RNA. RefSeq lists its product as uncharacterized. The transcript has 3 exons. The record is from RefSeq and is a predicted model, not a curated record. The coding region runs from base 1 to 1173 and encodes 390 amino acids. NCBI's taxonomy places the organism in Eukaryota, Viridiplantae, Streptophyta, Magnoliopsida, Vitales, Vitaceae.
AUGUCGGACGAGCUAGCUUCCACACUUGCUUCCUUUCAGGAGUUCAUGGCCGGAGUCAGUAGACGCUUGGAUCAGAUAGAGAGUUCUCGCCAGGAUCCUCAUCCGGCUGGCAUGGUCACUGACGAGACGAUUCCUCAUGCAUCUCAGACAGCACAGACUCGUCCACCUGGGGUUUCACUUGGUACUCCGUUCCAUCUGGCAGAUCAUUAUGAGACCAUUCCACCACAUACUGUCACAGUGCCACCUCCCAUGGUUCCCACUAUCGAGGAUACUCGAUUAGCCGAGCAGGAGGCCAAGGUUGAGAGGCUUGAGUCCAUGAUGAGAUGGAUCAGAUUGCAGGACGGAGGUUUGACUUGGGAUGACAAAGACGGCAUACCGGCGGCUAGCUUGCCCGCCAAGUUUCGCAUGCCGGACAUCGAGCGUUACAGUAGGAUUGGUUGUCCCAAGAUCCACUUGAGAUUGUUCAGCACGGUCAUGGGGGCACAUGGUAUCGAUGAUGCGCAGUUGGUGGCCCUCUUUCCUAUGUCACUUAGUGGAGCAGCUCAGAGGUGGUUUGCUUCGGUUGAGCCUUCGAGACUCCGCACCUGGGGGGAUGUGGCUCAUGAGUUCCUGACUCAGUUUGCUUUCAGUGCUGAUAUUGACGUAUCUAGACAAGAGUUGGAGGCCACCAGGCAGAGGCCAGACGAGUCUAUUUCUUCCUUUCUGAGGUUCGCGAGACGUCUUGUGGGCGUCCUAUUUCAGGACCUCAAGAGUCUGGUUCAGGCAGCUUUCAGUGGGAAGAAGCCGAUUGGAUCAUUUGGUAGAUCUGGAGAGGUUGGCGCUAUUAGUUAUCAGUAUCGGAGGCCCGCACAUCACUCGCCUUACAAACCUUCUCCAAUCAAAGCUCCUUUCUCUCUUCCACAGUAUCAGUAUCAGCUGGAUUAUGCUCAGGAGCCUUACAUUGCUCAGACUAGCAUGCAGCCGCGACCACCACAUCCGAGAGCCGCUACUCACCCACUGCCUAGACCAUAUGUACAGAGACCUGCGAGACAGUUCACUCCGUUGGACAUGACUUUGACUAGAGCUUUUGAGAAGCUCUGGGACGCUGGAGUGAUUGUUCCUUUGGUGUCGAGGCCUUUGCCCCAUCCUAUUCCUCCUCAUUUCCGUUCAAAUGAGCACUGCUUGUAUCAUUAG